AUGAAUGCGCCCCAGGAUGCUGGGCUGGAGGUGCAGCUGGAGAAGAAGAAGGGGUUUGACAAGUAUGUCGAGCGGUUUAAGAAGGCGAUCGGAAGGUCGAGUUCGAGCAGUGCGCAGAUGCGACUUUCCCAGUCCGUACCAGCGAAACCUGCGGUUGCUGCAAGUUCCGCAACAGCUGCCGCUGCUUCGUCGUCAAAGGAGGCACCAAAGCCAACCGCAUCUGAGACCGGUCAGACCAGCAAGUUCCCAAACAAGGUUGAUGGCGACGACAACGCCCCCAUCAACGUAGUCGUCGAGAAACCCGAGAAGUACCGCCUGCAAAUCACCAAGCCGGCGCGGACGUCGAAGCAGGGACUCGUCCAUAAGAAGCCCGUCCAGCGCGUGCGGAGAAACUGCCACCGCUGCGGUACCUUAUUCUACCCUCCCACCAAGACCUGCACCGAGUGCGGACACAUCCGCUGUGCCGACUGCCCACGAGACCCACCCAAGCCCCACAAGUUCCCCUACGGCUACCCCAACGACGUCUUCGGCGAGAAGAACGCCUACUACACCUGCCACGAGUGCGAGAAGGUGUUCCCCCUUGACGAGGCGAAGUGCGUAAACUGCACCCACGAGAAGUGCACCGAGUGCGCGCGCGCCCCGCCGAGAAAGAUCGAGCCGCAACCGGAUCCUCACGUGCUCCGUCGUGUGGAGGAGAAGCUCGCGGCGCUGGCCCUCUCCUCUGCUGAGGCGAAGUUCUAG
Messenger RNA from Pseudogymnoascus destructans, 741 nucleotides. RefSeq lists its product as uncharacterized. The record is from RefSeq and is a predicted model, not a curated record. Bases 1 to 741 code for a protein of 246 amino acids. The transcript is spliced from 3 exons. NCBI's taxonomy places the organism in Eukaryota, Fungi, Ascomycota, Leotiomycetes, Thelebolales, Thelebolaceae.